This is a messenger RNA of Lipotes vexillifer (Yangtze River dolphin), 1575 nucleotides long. RefSeq names its product protein phosphatase 2 regulatory subunit B'gamma (gene PPP2R5C). Bases 1 to 1575 code for a protein of 524 amino acids. Gene Ontology annotation, cellular component: nucleus; cytosol; protein phosphatase type 2A complex. Gene Ontology annotation, biological process: protein dephosphorylation; signal transduction. The record is from RefSeq and is a predicted model, not a curated record. The transcript is spliced from 14 exons. Gene Ontology annotation, molecular function: protein phosphatase activator activity. NCBI's taxonomy places the organism in Eukaryota, Metazoa, Chordata, Mammalia, Artiodactyla, Lipotidae.
AUGUUGACAUGUAAUAAAGCGGGCAGCAGGAUGGUGGUGGAUGCGGCCAACUCCAAUGGGCCUUUCCAGCCCGUGGCCCUUCUCCAUAUUCGAGAUGUUCCUCCUGCUGAUCAAGAGAAGCUUUUUAUCCAGAAGUUACGUCAGUGUUGUGUCCUCUUUGACUUUGUUUCCGAUCCACUAAGUGACCUAAAGUGGAAGGAAGUAAAACGAGCUGCUUUAAGUGAAAUGGUAGAAUAUAUCACCCAUAAUCGGAAUGUGAUCACAGAGCCUAUUUACCCAGAAGUAGUCCAUAUGUUUGCAGUUAACAUGUUUCGAACAUUACCACCUUCCUCCAACCCUACGGGAGCAGAAUUUGACCCGGAGGAAGACGAGCCAACGUUAGAAGCAGCCUGGCCUCACCUGCAGCUUGUUUAUGAAUUUUUCUUAAGAUUUUUAGAGUCUCCAGAUUUCCAACCUAAUAUAGCGAAGAAAUAUAUUGAUCAGAAGUUUGUAUUGCAGCUUUUAGAGCUCUUUGACAGUGAAGAUCCUCGCGAGAGAGAUUUUCUUAAAACUACCCUUCACCGAAUCUAUGGAAAAUUCUUAGGCUUAAGAGCUUACAUCAGAAAACAGAUAAAUAAUAUAUUUUAUAGAUUUAUUUAUGAAACAGAGCAUCACAAUGGCAUAGCAGAAUUACUGGAAAUACUGGGAAGUAUAAUUAAUGGAUUUGCCUUACCACUAAAAGAAGAGCACAAGAUUUUCUUACUGAAGGUGUUAUUACCUUUGCACAAAGUGAAGUCUCUGAGCGUCUACCAUCCUCAGCUGGCAUACUGUGUAGUGCAGUUUUUAGAAAAGGACAGCACCCUCACUGAACCGGUGGUGAUGGCACUUCUCAAGUACUGGCCAAAGACUCACAGCCCAAAAGAAGUCAUGUUCCUAAAUGAACUAGAAGAGAUUCUAGACGUCAUUGAACCAUCAGAGUUUGUGAAGAUCAUGGAGCCUCUCUUCCGGCAGUUAGCCAAGUGUGUCUCCAGUCCCCACUUUCAGGUGGCAGAGCGAGCGCUGUAUUACUGGAAUAACGAGUACAUCAUGAGUCUCAUCAGUGACAAUGCAGCAAAGAUUCUGCCCAUCAUGUUUCCAUCCUUGUACCGCAACUCAAAGACCCACUGGAACAAGACAAUACACGGCUUGAUAUACAACGCGCUGAAACUCUUCAUGGAGAUGAACCAAAAACUAUUUGAUGACUGCACCCAGCAGUUUAAAGCAGAGAAACUGAAAGAGAAGCUAAAAAUGAAAGAACGAGAAGAAGCAUGGGUUAAAAUAGAAAACCUAGCCAAAGCAAACCCCCAGUACGCAGUGUGUAGUCAAGCGAGCACCAUGAGCCUUCCGGUGGCAGUGGAGACAGAUGGGCCUUUAUUUGAAGAUGUGCAGAUGCUGAGAAAGACAGUGAACGAAGAGGCUCGCCAGGCACAGAAGGACCUGAAGAAAGACCGGACCCUGGUGCGCCGCAAGUCCGAGCUGCCCCAGGACCUGCACACCAAGAGCGCCCUGGAGGCCCACGGCCGUGCUGACGAGCUGGUCCCCCAGGACGGGCGCUAG